This is a messenger RNA of Neltuma alba, 501 nucleotides long. RefSeq lists its product as uncharacterized. The record is from RefSeq and is a predicted model, not a curated record. NCBI's taxonomy places the organism in Eukaryota, Viridiplantae, Streptophyta, Magnoliopsida, Fabales, Fabaceae. Bases 1 to 501 code for a protein of 166 amino acids. The transcript is spliced from 2 exons.
AUGGAAGGAGAUGAAAUUUAUCUCUCUGAUGAACCUAUCGUCGACCUCAUUGUCCAUGGAGUUCCGAUUGCUACCCCUAGAAUCAUGACUGAUGUGAGCAACAAAAUCAUUUUAGAUGGCAGCACUAACUACGCUAAUUGGAGAGAUGAUGUUUUGCUGCAGCUCGGUUGUAUGGACUUGGAUUAUGCCUUAAGGUAUGAAAAGCCUCCUAGACUAGAUGAUGCCUCAAAUGAUAAGGAGGCAAAAGAAAGGUAUGAAUUAUGGGAGCGGAGCAACCACUUAUCUCUUCUGCUUAUACAACAAAGGAUCACCAGAAGCAUUAGGGGAGCAAUCCCUAAAUGUGAGACAGCCAAAGGAUACCUGGAAGCCUUGGACAAGCAGUUCAAGCCAAUAGACAAACAGAUGGUUGGUGCCAUCAUGUCUGAAUUAUGUGUUAUGAGGCUUACAGGUAUUGGUGGCGUGAGGCAACAUAUAAUGAAAAUGAGAGACCUAGCCUCUUAG